Molecule: messenger RNA, 1396 nt
Organism: Cryptomeria japonica (Japanese cedar)
Lineage: Eukaryota; Viridiplantae; Streptophyta; Pinopsida; Cupressales; Cupressaceae
Product: putative leucine-rich repeat receptor-like protein kinase At2g19210
Exons: 3
Coding region: 381-1274 (297 amino acids)
Biological process (GO): protein phosphorylation
Molecular function (GO): protein kinase activity; ATP binding
Source: RefSeq, a predicted model, not a curated record
UGAUCGUCUUGUGGCAUAGAUGGCAAUACUUCGACCUCUCGACCUCCUGUUCUUCCACCCACCAUUUCCAAUAGCAAAGGUACACAAAAGAACCAGCACAAACCCAACAACAUACUACUAGAGUUGAAAGUUUCUCUUCCCAUUGCUGGCGCAAUCCUCCUCCUUAUCUUGUCAGUAAUAAUAUUUUACUAUGGCUGCUGGAAAAGACCUUCCUCUCCUCCUCAGUCUUCUACACAAUAGAAAAUGGACAAACUGAAAAUUGGGUGGCAUCGAAAUCAGAAACUAUAACUGUAAAUGGAACAGAGCAGGAGCAGGAAGAAGAAGACCAAUUACAUCAAAGUCUUUCACUGCCCAUAUUUACAAACCUUACACAUGAUGAGAUGAUUCAAAUGAAGAGCUAUUGUACCCAACAUUACGAAAUUGGGGAAGGAAGCUUUGGAAGAGUAUAUUUGGGUAUGUUGAAAGAUAAAGAUGUGGCUAUAAAGAAAAUAAAACGUGCAGGGAGAGACAGCAAGAAAUUUAUUGAGAAUGAAGUGAGACUUUUGCAAGGUAAGGAGCACAAAAAUUUGGUCUCUCUAAUUGCAUGGUGUAUUGAAGAAAACACAUUCUAUUUGGUGUAUGAAUAUGUUGAUGGAUGCACUCUGGAUGAGUACUUGAGAGGAAGUUAUGCACAGUUUUCUCUGAAUUGGAACCAAUGCCUGAGGAUAAUAUCAAGUAGAGCUGAAGGAAUAGAAUUCUUACAUCGCAAUAAAAUCAUACAUCUUGAUAUCAAACCUCAGAACUUGAUGGUGGAUAGUAAGGAUAACGAGGUAAAAAUUAUUGACUUUGGGCUUUCAAGGCAUGUGGACUGGGAAGGAACCCACAGAUCAGCUGAUAGAAUAGCAGGUAGUAGAGGGUAUUGGGCUCCAGAGUAUUGUCUCAGCCACAAACUCUCAUACAAGCAUGAUGUUUACAGUUUUGGUAUUGUGGUGUUGGAGGUGAUAACAGGGCAGAAGCAUGUUGACAAUGCACGUGGCUCAAGCCAGUUCCAUAUUCCAGACUAUGUACGUUAUAUGAUGACCUGUAAUCGUUUAGAAGAAGCUUUGGACGAAAGGUUCAAAGUGGAAGGCUUUGAUGAGUGUGAUCUGAGGGAUGCUUUGGCUGUGGCAAAAUUAGCCCUGAAAUGUGCUGAGCCGAACAAGAAAGAGAGACCUGAUAUGAGUUAUGUGGUAAGACUACUCAAUAACAUGAGAAACGAAAAUACUGAAGGAAACUCUUCUGAGGUGGGAGAUUGAUGAUACUAUAAUAUUUGAACCGUAUAGCAUUACAUUUUUCUUAAACUGUAUAUCCUUUUCUUAUACUUAGUACCUCAGCGACUCAGGCAAUUUAUAUGGUAUUCUAUUUCUUAAACUGUUUA